ACUAGGAAGUCUUCAACUACUUCUGGGUCCUCUGACGUGGGACGAGGAAUACGACAAUCUGCUGUGGGGCGGAAAAUAGCGGCUCCACUUCUCGGAUGUCUCAAGAGUCAUCAUUGAACAAACUUUUCUGUACGAAAACAUAACAAUCUCCACGAGGACGUCAGGUUGAUCUUCUUGGAGGAGACCCACUGAAAAAGGAGGACAUCAUGCCGAGGAGGACCGUGCUCGAAGUGACCGUGCAAGAUGUCCAAAAACGGAGGAACCCCAGCAAACACUACGUUUACAUCAUCAAAGUGUCCUGGAGCGAUGGCAGCACGGAAAUCAUUUACAGACGCUACAGCAAGUUUUUCGACCUGCAGAUGGAAUUACUGGAUAAAUUCCCAGUGGAAGGAGGUCAGAAAGACCCCAAGCGCAGGAUAAUUCCUUUCCUACCAGGAAAGAUCCUGUUCAGAAGGAGCCAUAUCAGAGAUGUGGCCAUGAAAAGGCUAAGGCCCAUCAAUGAAUACUGCAGGGCCCUCAUCCAGCUUCCAGUAUACAUUUCCCAGUGUGAAGAGGUCAAAGUAUUUUUUGAGACGAGACCAGAAGACCUCAACCCACCUAAGGAGGAACCAACAGGAAAGAAAAAAUCAGGGUUUGUGGAGAGAGCGACUACUUUCCUAAAGCGAGGAGAUGCCAACUCAGCAGACCCGCUCGUGCUGGACCAGUAUGUGGCGGUAACGAACUACGAGAAGCAGGAGAGCUCUGAGAUCAGCCUGUCUGUUGGUCAGGUGGUGGAGGUCAUUGAGAAAAAUGAGUCGGGGUGGUGGUUUGUGAGUUCAGAGGACGCACAAGGUUGGGUUCCUGCCACCUGCUUGGAGGCCCAGGAUGACCCUGAUGACAUCACUGUUCCAGGAGAAGAAGCGCCUCGGAGAUUCUGGUCUUUACCGAGGCACGUGGGCCGGCGCAGAACUUUUGGGGAUCUUUUCAGCAUGGGCUUUGGGCAAGAGGAGAAAUAUUCAGUGAUUUAUCCCUAUUCCGCUCGGGAUGAGGAUGAGAUUGACCUGGAGAGAGGAAUGAUUGUGGAAGUUAUGCAGAAGAACUUGGAGGGCUGGUGGAAAAUCAGGUACCAAGGACGCGAGGGCUGGGCCCCAGCCUCCUACCUGAAGAAGUCGGACAUUCAGAGCCAGAAGCAGGCGGCGGGCGGCGCAGCGCACGCCAGUGCCAACGACCUGGACGGGGUCUCCAAGCAGAACCAUGCGGUCAACUCCAACCGGGAGAACCAGAAAGAAAACAGACUCUCGUUCUUUUCCGAUCGAAAAAUGGGACUGAGACAAAGACCUCCACCACGAAGAGAUCUCUCCAUACCUCGUGGUACAAAUCUUCCCAAGCCCCCUGGUCCACCUCAAGUCGAGGAGGAGUUCUACACCAUCGCAGACUUCCAGACCACCAUACCUGAUGGGAUUAGCUUUCAGGCUGGAAUCAAAGUCGAGGUGAUUGAGAAGAACGGAAGCGGUUGGUGGUACAUCCAAAUUGAUGAGCAAGAGGGUUGGGCCCCGGCUACUUUUAUCGACAAGUACAAGAAGACAAGUAGCGCCCUCAGGCCCAAUUUUCUGGCGCCUCUUCCCAAUGAGAUGGAGAAGCUGCAACUGGAGGACAGUAGUUCAAGUGUUUCAAGCACCGAUGAUAGUUGGUCCAAGCCUUUACCGGAUGAACCGACAGCAGCCGCCGAUAGCUUUGCCCGCCCCAAGUUAAGAGACUGGAAGUCCAGCGCUACCAAGUCAUCGGCCUUCUCUGGACCGCUACCCCCAGCCCCGGUGUGUCCGCCUGAAGAGAAACCAGCUUUGCCACCUCGAAGGGAGUCCAUCCAUAAGAGUUUUGAGUUGGAGGUGGCUGAGAAACCAAGACCUGAUCAUUCUAAGCCUUUGCCACCAAAACCCCCAGUGCCAGGAGUCAUCAUACCAAUGGUUCCACCAAAGGCAGCACCUUUCAAACUAGAGAAAACCCCAGAACCAAAGAAGGAGGACAAGAGCAAAGCACUUCACCUUCGGAACGAAAUGGGUCUUGAAUGUGGUCACAAGGUCUCUGCCAAAGAGGUGAAGAAGUUCAACCUGAAACCAGUACCCAAGCAGCCACCAAAACCCAAGUCAGAAGUCCCGGAGGAGAAACCACAGCCAGCUGGUCCAGCUGUAUUCAUGAAGCCCAAACCGGUGAUCCGACCUAAACCUUUUCCAGCGACAAAGCCAGACCCGCCAGCAGCACCGGCAGCAGAGAACAAAGUUGACAUCACCAACCUGAGAAGUAAGCUGAGACCUUCAAAACCCGUAGAUCCCAGUUCUGCUUCAGGGGAGGCCAACCAUCAAAACGAGACCCCGGUGGUCGGUUCCCACCGUAGCAGUCCCCCUCCAAGCCUACCACCUGUUCAUACGUCGUCUCCAAGUAACAGCAGGAACUGUGAGGAACCCAAAUGUUCUCCUAAACACUUGAACGGCCACAGUCAGGAGAAACCAGCAGUGCCUUCCCACAAGGAAGUCCCUCAGAGACCACCGGCUUUGGUUCCAAGAAGACCCCCGCCUCCAAAGAAGACCGAGCCGUCCAGCCCUACCGACUUCAAGCCCGCUUCAAAAGAUCUGGGACCACCCCAACUCAACAGACCCCCACCCCCUAAACCUAAGGGUUUCUCUCAGGAGUCCAAAGUGAAUAAAAUCCCCAUUCCUCCGAAACCCCAAGUGAAGAGCGACAAGCCAGGUCCGCCCAGAGACAAACUCCCACCCUUGCUGAAGGAGUCCAGUAAGGACGAGCUGUAUCUGGCCGUGGCGGACUUCGAAGGCGAGGACCAGACGUCCAGCUUCAAGGUGGGGACGCUCUUUGAGGUGCUGGAGAAAAAUAGCAACGGUUGGUGGUUCUGCAAGAACGUAGGAGAAGAAGUCGAGGGCUGGAUCCCUUCCAAUUACUUGAGCAAGAAACCAUAGGUAGACAAAAAAAACUACUUUGUAGCAAGUAGGCUUUUUUUUAUUUUAUUUAUAGGUACACGUUCUUAUACUUACACUAAACCAGCAGAAACACACAUGUGAUGUUUACUUCUAUAAUCCAAACAUUUUAUUGGAAGCUUCCUGUCAGUGUUAGCAUUACAGAGGCUAGGUGUUAGCAUAGCAUUACAACUAAUCUCCACUAAAGAUGGGUACUGAAUUCAGGACUUUUAUAGGUACCGACAUUCUGUGUACCGUUCACGUAAAAUCGUUUGUGAUGUUACAUCUGUGUUACCAACUCAAAAACACUUGAAAGGAAAACAGAGUGGACUCUAGGUUGUUUUCCCUGCCAACAAAGCAAGUCUGCCUGAUAGAAAAACGCUCAAAAGUGUAGUGGGAGUAGCUCAAUGCUAAUUUGUAUUGGAAAUACCAUAAACAUGCUACUGAUUGGCGUUGGUGUUAAAGAGAACUACAAUAAGAUGCACAUUGCAAACAAACAGCCAGUGGGUAAUAAGUACAAUACUUACAGUACAAAAACUUUAUAGGACUCAACAAAAGACAAGACUCGCACAUUUAA
This is a messenger RNA of Nerophis lumbriciformis (worm pipefish), 3522 nucleotides long. It is a transcript of the gene sh3pxd2b, whose product is annotated as SH3 and PX domains 2B. Gene Ontology annotation, biological process: superoxide anion generation. The record is from RefSeq and is a predicted model, not a curated record. Gene Ontology annotation, molecular function: protein binding; phosphatidylinositol binding; superoxide-generating NADPH oxidase activator activity. Lineage: Eukaryota; Metazoa; Chordata; Actinopteri; Syngnathiformes; Syngnathidae. Gene Ontology annotation, cellular component: cytoplasm.